Molecule: messenger RNA, 1554 nt
Organism: Cucurbita pepo subsp. pepo (vegetable marrow)
Lineage: Eukaryota; Viridiplantae; Streptophyta; Magnoliopsida; Cucurbitales; Cucurbitaceae
Gene: ERA1
Product: Prenyltransferase family protein
Biological process (GO): protein farnesylation
Cellular component (GO): protein farnesyltransferase complex
Molecular function (GO): protein farnesyltransferase activity
Source: RefSeq, a predicted model, not a curated record
CGCGCCAAAGACAAUUGGUUCGUCGUUGUGCUUUCAUCUCCAGCAGAACCAAGGGGAACCCUCUGAUCUCGGUGCAGUCUCGUCGGACGACCGACUAUGGAAGCUCAGGUGUCGAAGAAGCUUACGCUGACGCAGCAAUGCCAAAGGAUGGUGGAAUAUGAAGUUGCUCGGAUUUACGAUUUUUUCUUACGGGCUCCUCGCAGUGCUCAAGAGUUCAUGUUGGAGCUUCAGCGUGAAAGUCAUAUCGAAUAUCUUACCAAUGGUCUCAAUCAUCUAGGACCCUCAUUUCGAGUAUUGGAUGCCAAUCGUCCUUGGAUUUGCUAUUGGAUCCUGCAUUCUAUUGCUCUACUUGGAGACUCUGUAGAUGCUGAACUGGAGACUAGGGCCAUCGACUUUCUUAAUCGUUGUCAAGACCCAGAUGGUGGAUAUGGAGGAGGACCUGGACAGUUACCUCACCUAGCAACAACUUAUGCUGCAGUGAACUCACUUGUCACAUUGGGGAGUCAUAUAGCUUUGUCGUCAAUUAAUAGACAUAAACUAUACACGUUUUUGCUGAAGAUGAAACAACCUAGCGGAGGCUUCAGGAUGCAUGACCAAGGAGAAAUAGACGUUCGUGCUUGCUACACUGCAAUUUCUGUUGCCAGUAUAUUGAACAUCUUGGAUGAUGAACUAGUUCAAAAUGUUGGAAACUACAUUCUAAGUUGUCAAACUUUUGAAGGUGGUAUUGCCGGAGAACCUGGAUCUGAAGCUCAUGGUGGGUACACUUUCUGUGGUCUGGCUACUAUGAUUCUGAUCAAUGAGGUUCACCGGUUGGACUUGCGGAGUUUAGUUGAGUGGGUGGUGUUUCGUCAAGCUGGUUUAGAGUGUGGAUUUCAGGGGAGAACAAAUAAGUUGGUGGAUGGCUGCUAUUCUUUCUGGCAGGGAGGUGUUUGCUCGCUAUUACAACGAUUAAGUUUGGACAUUGAUGAACAAUCAGUUCAACCUGAUGCUCAAGAAGUAGGCUCUUCCUUUGAUGGCCUAUCUACCGGUGCGGGUACUUCUCAAAAGGUUAACUUUAAUGAUAUUGGUUAUGAAUUUAUCAAGAAGCGUCCAAGUAGUCAACCUCUUUUCAACAGCUUAGCUUUGCAGCAAUACAUACUUCUGUGUGCACAGGUACCGGAGGGUGGACUAAGAGACAAACCUGGGAAGCCAAAAGACUACUACCACACGUGUUAUUGCUUGAGUGGCCUCUCAUUGUGUCAGUAUAGCAUGUCGAUGGAAGAUUCUCCACCAGUUCCCCGGGCAGUAACAGGCCCCUAUUCCAACCUCCUGGAGCCUAUCCAUCCACUAUACAAUGUUGUCUUUGAACGUUCCAUUGAAGCACUUGAUUUCUUUAGGGGGAAAUAGGUAAACUCUUCCCCUUCACCUCUGCGUAGCAAUAGCAUAUUGUCAUACUCGUAAUACCUUAAAACUCACGUGGCUGUCUACUCUUCCUUUUUCUUUAUCGGAUUUAUCUUGUAUGCAUAACGAUCCAGGAUUUAAUUAGCCUAUCUCAUGGUUUCAAGUUUUGUCUCC